CGCUUCUUACGACCUUACUGCAUCAGCAGUCAUUACAUCACACCACAUCAAUACCUCCUCCAUCUGGGAACAUCCAGACAUACUCGGCAUAUACCUCCGUCUGAUAAUAAUCAGACAUACUCGCCAUCCACCUCCUCCAUCUGGUAGCGUCCAGAUAUCAAUCGACAUUACUUCCGUCUGAUAAUCAGACAAAGCAACAUCAAUCACAUCUAAAACACCAUAUAAGACAACAUAUAAAACAACAUAAAAACCAACAUGUCGACCUGGCAAGACCUGUUCGACACCGACCCUCAGGGCACCCGGGCAUUCAUCGACCCACGUGCCACCGACCUCAACAUCAUAUACGACACCACAAUGACCCCAACCAACAUGUUCGAAACACGCCCACAUGCCCCUGCCCACCGACCAACCUCGCAGUGGCAUAGCGACAUCGAAACAUACCUCCAGACAUCAACCGAAUCCGACGGCGAAAUCCGACCCUCCGCGCGCUCACUCACCAGACUGCGUCGCUUCGACUCACCACCACGCCCUUACGUCUCCCUUCGCCCUCACCAUUGGAGACGCCUCCAGGUCGCCCUCCUCUCGGUGCAGCUUCCGCACAACCCGCAGACGCACCCGGCUCCGCCACUCCGACCAGCGCCCCACCUCGAAGCAGUAAUCGACCGUGCGUGGGCCGAUCCGACACUCGUCGCGGGUAUCGAGAAGGCGGCGGGGAAGCAUGGGGCUGAUGUCGUCUCUGUGAUCUUCGAGGUUACGGGUGUGUCCUACCCUUCGGGGACCGAGUUCGGGGGUAGUAGUGGUAGUGGUGGUGAUGGUGGUGGGCGGUCGGAGGGGGAGUCCGACUCGGUGGCGGAGGCGGAUGAUAAGGCGAGUUGUGGUGAUUGGGGGGACUCGGUUGGGCACGCCGGGUUUCGGUUUUCGCAGCGGCGACGGGUCCCUGUGGCUCGCGUCAUGCUCGGCUCGCACGUUUCGUCGCUCGGCCGGCUCAUUCUGCAGUUGCGGAUUGGGUCUUUGUUAAAGAGGAGGAGAUUGAAUGAAUGGGGGUUUGACGUUUCCAUUAAUACGCCAACUCAGUUUAAGUGGGGGAAGAUUGAUGAGGAAAAGAGGUGGUGGUGAUUUGUUUUAUUUCUUUUUAUAUGUCUUUCUUGUUUCUUCUACGUUUCUUCUUUGUUAUGUUUUACGUUUGAUGUCUGUCAUGUCUUAUGUCUUAUGUCUUUCAUAUGUUUUGGGUCUUUGAUAUCUUAUGAUUUUUAUGCUUUCAUGUUGUCUUCUAUUCAUGUAUUUUAGUACAGGCCUUGGU
Aspergillus campestris IBT 28561 is the source of this 1300-nucleotide messenger RNA. RefSeq lists its product as uncharacterized. Lineage: Eukaryota; Fungi; Ascomycota; Eurotiomycetes; Eurotiales; Aspergillaceae. The transcript has a single exon. Bases 256 to 1116 code for a protein of 286 amino acids. The record is from RefSeq and is a predicted model, not a curated record.